Molecule: messenger RNA, 3707 nt
Organism: Microdochium trichocladiopsis
Lineage: Eukaryota; Fungi; Ascomycota; Sordariomycetes; Xylariales; Microdochiaceae
Product: ANTH domain-containing protein
Exons: 3
Coding region: 287-3433 (1048 amino acids)
Biological process (GO): actin filament organization; clathrin coat assembly; endocytosis
Cellular component (GO): clathrin-coated vesicle; actin cortical patch
Molecular function (GO): clathrin-cargo adaptor activity; phosphatidylinositol-3,5-bisphosphate binding; actin filament binding
Source: RefSeq, a predicted model, not a curated record
AGCAGCCACCCUCCACACCCACCACCACUGACAGGCGCAUUGCGCAAGCGAUUCAGGCACCGCCUCGUCCACCACACAGAAGCUCACGCAAGCCCGUGAUUUCAAGCAAGCGCGCGAGCGAGCUUACGCACUCUUUUCUUGGCACUCGCAUUGCCUUUACCACGCGUCCAGACUGCGCCCAGACGACACUCGGCUUGUCGCACACUACGGGAGACCAGGCUCUUCCUGACCCCUCACACCUCCAGAGCUUCGUCGACGUAGCACGCAGCAUCGCACGUUGCCCGUCAUGGCUUCCGCCCGCAGUCUCGACCACACAAAGUCCGAGGCCGAGCUGGCCAUCAACAUAAAGAAGGCCACAAGCCCCGAAGAAUCGGCACCGAAGCGCAAGCACGUCCGCAGCUGCAUCGUCUACACAUGGGACCACAAGUCGGCCCAGUCCUUCUGGGCUGGGCUUAAGGUGCAGCCGAUCCUGGCUGAUGAGGUUCAGACGUACAAGGCCCUCAUCACCAUUCACAAGGUCCUUCAAGAGGGCCACCCGCAAACCCUGAGGGAGGCUAUGGCCAACAGGAGCUGGAUCGACAGCUUGAACAGGGGCAUGAGCGGCGAGGGUGUCCGCGGAUAUGCUCCUCUCAUUCGGGAGUACGUCUACUUCCUGCUGGCGAAGCUGUCUUUCCACCAGCAGCACCCGGAGUUCAACGGCACCUUCGAGUACGAAGAGUAUGUGUCGCUCAAGGCCACGAACGACCCCAAUGAGGGAUACGAGACCAUCAUGGACCUCAUGACACUUCAAGACAAGAUCGACCAGUUCCAGAAGCUCAUCUUCUCGCAUUUCCGCAAUGUCGGCAACAACGAGUGCCGGAUUUCCUCCCUCGUGCCUCUGGUCGCCGAAUCCUACGGUAUUUACAAGUUCAUCACGAGCAUGCUUCGUGCCAUGCACUCCACGACUGGCGACGACGAGGCGCUCGAGCCAUUGCGCGGACGCUACGAUGCGCAGCACUACAGGCUGGUCAAAUUCUACUACGAGUGUUCCAACUUGCGUUACCUAACCAGCCUGAUCACUAUCCCGAAGCUCCCGCAAGACCCGCCGAAUCUUCUCGCUGAAGAUGAGAACGCCCCGGCGCUUCCAGCACGCCCGAAGCAGGAGAUUGAGCGCCAGCCGACACCGCCCCGGCAGCCACAGACCGAGGAGCCGGACCAGAUUGCCGAGUUCUGGCAAGGGGAGAUUGAAAGGCAGAACAAGGAAUACGAAGACCAGCAGAGAGUGCUGCAGGAGCGUCAACAACAAGCGCUCCUGGCGCAGCAACAAGCGCAGAUGCAGGCACAGAGGGACUUCGAGGAGCAGCAGCGCCGAUUGGCCGAGCAGCAACAACGCGAACAGGAGGCCCUGCUGGCUCAGCAAGCACAAUGGCAAACCCAGGGUCGCCUGGCGGAGCUGGAGCAGGAGAACCUCAACGCCAGAGCACAGUAUGAGCGCGACCAGCUUAUGCUUCAGCAAUAUGAUCAGCGUGUAAAGGCCCUCGAGGGCGAACUGGCACAUAUUCAGUCGAGUUAUGGCCAGCAAAUGACGAGCAAGGAUGACCAGAUCCGCGCGCUGCAGGAGCAGGUCAACACCUGGAGGAGCAAGUAUGAGGCGCUCGCCAAGUUGUACUCGCAACUGCGGCACGAGCACCUCGACCUGCUCCAGAAGUUCAAGUCAGUGCAGCUCAAGGCAGCUUCGGCCCAGGAAGCCAUCGAGCGCCGCGAGAAACUGGAAAGGGAGAUCAAGACCAAGAACCUUGAGCUUGCUGACAUGAUUCGUGAGCGAGAUCGCGCGCUCCACGACCGUGACCGCCUGACUGGCAGCAACAAGGACGAGCUUGAGAAGCUCAAGAGGGAGCUGCGCAUGGCGCUCGACCGUGCCGACAACCUUGAGAGGGCCAAAGGAAACGAGCUUUCGUCUAUGCUCUCCAAAUACAACCGGGAGAUGGCUGAUCUGGAGGAGGCUCUCCGCACCAAAUCACGGGCGCUCGAGGAGGCACAGAACAAUAUCCGGAGCGGCAGCUCGGACCUCGAGCAGCUCCUCCAAGACAAGGAGGAAGAGCUGGAGGUCUACAAGGCCAGUCUGGACCAGGCGCUCGUUGAGUUGACUACAUUGAGGGAGAGCCAAGGUGCAACUGACGAAGCACUCGACUCUGCUCUGUACGGCGCCAACCUUGACAGAAUCAACCACAUGAUCGACUCCGUUCUUGAAGCCGGUGUGGCGCGUGUGGACGAUGCUCUGUACGAGCUGGAUUCGAAUAUGCAAGCCGGUAACCAGAACGCGUCGCCAAGUUACGUGCUGUCGCAAAUUGAGAAAGCGUCGGCCACCGCAACAGAGUUCGCGACGGCGUUCAACGACUUCUUGGCUGACAUCCCCAAUGCCGAUCACGCCAACGUCAUCAAGGCCAUCAAUGUCUUUUCUGGUGCCAUCGCGGAUGUGUGCAGCAACACCAAGGGUCUGACCCGUCUUGCCACCGAUGACAAGAAGACCGACCAGCUUAUGAGCGGUGCCCGUGUUGCUGCUCAGUCUGCCAUUCGCUUCUUCCGUGGCCUUCUCAGCUUCCAGCUUGUCGACAGAGAGGCCGAGGAGAAGCAGGAUGUAGUCAUCAACAGCAACAUCGAUGUGCAAAUGAACCUGCAAACCUUGAACAAGCUCGUGGAGACUUUUGCGCCUGGCUUCGGAAAGCUUGCGGCCAACAAGGGCGACAUUGGCGACCUGGUCGACUCUGAGCUUAGCAAGGCCGCGGACGCCAUUGCUGCAGCCGCGGCACGACUUGCGAAGCUCAAGAACAAGCCCCGUGACAAAUACUCUACUUACGAGUUGAAGGUCCACGAUUCGAUCUUGGACGCUGCCAUGGCUAUUACAAACGCGAUCGCUAAACUCAUCAAGGCUGCCACACUCACUCAACAAGAGAUUGUGCAGGCGGGCAGGGGGUCUUCUUCGAGAACCGCCUUCUACAAGAAGAACAACCGCUGGACGGAGGGUCUCAUCUCCGCGGCCAAGGCUGUUGCGUCUUCCACCAACACCUUGAUUGAGACCGCCGAUGGUGUUCUGUCGAACCGCAACAGCCCGGAGCAAUUGAUUGUUGCCUCCAACGACGUUGCUGCCUCAACAGCUCAGCUUGUUGCUGCCAGCCGUGUCAAGGCUGGCUUUAUGAGCAAGAGCCAGGACGAGCUUGAGCAGGCUAGCAAGGCCGUAGGCGCUGCGUGCCGUGCCUUGGUCAGACAGGUGCAGGCACUCAUUAAGGAGCGGUCUCAAGAAGAGGAUGCUGUGGAUUAUGCCUCUCUUGGCGCACACGAGUUCAAGGUGCGGGAGAUGGAACAGCAGGUCGAAAUCCUCAAGCUGGAGAACUCGUUGUCUGCUGCGAGACGGAGACUGGGCGAGAUGCGCAAGAUCUCGUAUCAGGAAGAAUAGACACACCAUCCUUGGCACAGCGGGAUGUGAGCGCGGGUGGACAUUGUAGCAUUGCUAAACACGUCAAGGUAUAUAGGCCAGGCUUGAAGUUCCCAGGCUCUAGGAAACAAAUGUACAUUUGGCAUAGCCAUAUGGGUGUUAUCUUUAUGCGUGUGCUUCUGUGGUGAUGGAUUGGUGAACGACAGCGGGCCGCGAGACGGAACCGUGCUCAUGGACUUGUAUUUGGUCAUGAGCUACUUAUCACAAGCAAUGCAACAUGAACACUGACCUUGAU